Messenger RNA from Stylonychia lemnae, 765 nucleotides. The record is from the annotation of a GenBank genome assembly. NCBI's taxonomy places the organism in Eukaryota, Ciliophora, Spirotrichea, Sporadotrichida, Oxytrichidae.
AUGUAUCACUGUGAUCUUCGCAAAAGUAACCUUCAUUAUCAUUAAACCAUUUGUUAAGGACCUAAUAAGAUUCGCAAGAAGAGAAAACCUUAUCAUUCCAUUAACUCAUCAGUCAGAAGGGUUUUACUAUAUCUAGUUAAGGAUCGCAACUUCUCGAUAAAAGAGGCGGCGAUUAAACUUAACAUGAAUUACUCAACUGCGAAAACAAUUUUGCAAUUAUUCAGAAGGACUGGUAGAAUCGAUAAAAUCGAUAAACAGGAACUUAUGGCGUCAUAGAUGUCAUAAUAUAACAGUGACUUCAUUCCAGUCAGCCAAUGCUAUUGUGGUAAUCCACUUGUUUGCUCUGAUCAAUCACAUAAUUUUAACAAUCACACAGCCAAUUUGCCGUGUGAAGUGAAGUUAAUCAACAACCCACCAAUCUGUUAAAGUGGCUAAUUGAAGCAAUCCUUGGGUAGUGUUAACAGUGAGACUACCUAGGAAAGUGUUUUGAGCGGUUCAUGUUCAGAACACUCUGAGAGAGUCGAGGAAAUCAGUCCCUAAUUAAGAAGCAAUAUUCACCUCCUCAAUAUAUAGUAACUUGAGUAUCCUAAGAAAAUAUAAUAUUGUAUCCCCGCAUCUAGUAUUACACCAAGCGGCCGCACUGAGGUUAGCCGACGUGUUUUUAACUUAGAUGAAAUCAGUACAUUAAGAGGGUUCUUUGAAUUUAAGUCCUACGUGCACUAAAUUCAAAACAAGAACAAUCAUUUCAUGCCUGCCCUGAAAUGA